AUGUCCUUAUCCAUAGCAGGACACGGUCUCAAUAAGCCAGUCAUUAAAAAUCUUGAUGUAAAAUCAGAGACUAGCUAUAUUCCUGUACCUCUAGAAGCAUUAAAGCACCCUUACUUAGAUGAUAAUCCAAUUUUUCAAGAACUCAAAAGAAAGCUUUCUGCUUAUUACGAGCAUAUUGCCUAUUCUCCGCAAGAUAAAAACAAUUGAGAAAGCAUAUUUUAUUCUUCCUUAAGCGCUCUUCUUGCUUCCCCCCUCUCCGUGAGUGAACAAAAAAAUUUUAUUCACUCACGGAAGGGUUAAUUUUUUUUUAAAAAAAAUUAUAUAUAAAUUUUAUAGAGAAAAUUUUUUUUUAGAAAUUUAAAAAAAUCCUAAUUCGCAAAAAUUGGAGAGCUCUGGAUUUCAUUAUACUAAUUAUCAAUUUUUCUAUUAAAAAAGUUUUUGUUCACUCACAGGUGGUGGGCUUUUGGGCAAAAAAUAGGGAUUUUUCAAAUGGUUCUGUUCACUCACGGAGGGGUGGGAGUUAAUGAAAUUGUAUAUACAAGAGAUAAAGAAUUGCAAAUGGAACUGCUAAAUAAAGUAUCCAAAUGAAGCUCUGAAAAGCUAAAAGAAAGAAGAAAUCUCACUGCAAAACCUUCUAUAAGAAGACCAACCUAUAUUACAGAAAACCAAGAUCUAACCCCUAUUUCUUCUUCACGGAAAUCUACUGAUUCUCGGACUAGAACUGUAGUGCCCGAGCUGACUGCAAGAAGCCUUACUCCUUUAUCCUAUUCUCCAAAAUCCAGCCAAAUGAACGAUACGAAAUACAUGGCGUUCACUUACAGAUCUGCUGUCGAGGAAUAUCCUGAGGUUGAGAAAAGUCUUGACCGCCGCUAUAGGAUCUUCAGAGAUAGGGAAACUAGAGAAAAGCAAGCAAUCCUUUUCAAGCAAAGUAAUUUAUAAUCAGUGGCUUUAAGUAAAUGAGAAAAAUCUAACUUUCAGUAGAAACAACUUAAAAAAAUAUUAAAAAUAUGAAAAAAUUUUUAAAAUAUUGAAAAUAUAAACAAAUAAAAACAUUAAAAAAAGCUCCAGCUAAUAAAGGCAAAAGGCUUGGCAUUAAUUAAGAUAGAGAGUAAGUCAAGAAAAGAAGAAGAAAUUUCCAGUAAGCUGCAGCAGUUGGAUAGUUCAUAUAAAAUAAUUAGGGAUGAUAAUAAGAAAAAAGCAGAGAUUUCUGCAAAGAAAAGAAUUUACGAUUUCAGGAAAGCUGUAAAAACAGAGAAUUCGGAUGAUUCGCAAAGUGAAGAUGGAGAUGAAGCUGAUGAGCAUUAUCAAAUAAUUGAAAAAAUAGGAAAGACAAGAAACCAAGUUGCAAGGAUUUUGCCAAUCGAAUUACAGCCUUACCGACCAAAAUCAAUUAAAAACGCAUCACUUACAAUGCAUUUUAAUAAAAAGCAAGAACAAGAAAGGUACUAUAGGACACCUGAUAGGAUUACAAGUGGACAGAUGACUGAAGCCAUGGCUGUUAAAGCAAAGUUAGCAGCUCAAGGAAUACUCAUGCCUUUAAAAGACAUUGAGUCAGGUCUAAUUUCCCAUGACGGACAAGGAAAAAUUCUGCUUUCCAGCCUUCCAAAAGGAGGAGAAAACCUACUUAGUAACAACUUCCAAAACAUUGAUUCCAAAGGGAGGAAAGUGCUUAGGUCUAAAUAA
Blepharisma stoltei is the source of this 1683-nucleotide messenger RNA. The record is from the annotation of a GenBank genome assembly. Lineage: Eukaryota; Ciliophora; Heterotrichea; Heterotrichida; Blepharismidae.